This is a messenger RNA of Astyanax mexicanus (Mexican tetra), 1106 nucleotides long. RefSeq names its product somatostatin receptor type 4-like. Lineage: Eukaryota; Metazoa; Chordata; Actinopteri; Characiformes; Acestrorhamphidae. Gene Ontology annotation, cellular component: membrane. The record is from RefSeq and is a predicted model, not a curated record. The coding region runs from base 65 to 829 and encodes 254 amino acids. The transcript has a single exon. Gene Ontology annotation, molecular function: G protein-coupled receptor activity. Gene Ontology annotation, biological process: positive regulation of Rho protein signal transduction; phospholipase C-activating G protein-coupled receptor signaling pathway.
AGAUUCCUCUUCUUUUUUAAAAACUACAAAUAGCAGUGAAUGCAUAAAGCAUCCUAUACCUGUGAUGCUCUGGACGGUUCUGGCAGUCAUAUGUUGUCUCCUGGGUUUUCCAGCCUCUAUGUUGGUGCUACGGGAACUUCGACGGAGACAAAGACCGAGUGACUUUUUUACGUUCAACCUGACAACCAGUGACACCGUUUUCAUAGUUCUGAUCCCCUUCAGUGUCCUAAAUACUAAUCUGUGGCAAACUAAAGUGAUUCUCUGGACUGACAACUUCAUGGAUGGUCUUUCUUUAUUUAGUAGGCCUCUUUUCAUGUCUUGUAUUUGUACAGAGUGUUAUUUUGCUGUCGUUCACCCAAUAAUGUACAUGACCAAUAGGAAAGUCCAUACAAUCAGAAAAGUUAUAUCUGUAUUAAUCUGGUUAAGCACAAUCUGUUUUAGUUUACUCAAAUGUUUUGCAUCUGAUACACUCGCUCUUGUUUUUAAUGCCACUCCUUUGUUCAUAGCCUUACCGGUCAUCACUUUCUGUGAUAUUUCAGUACUUCAAGCUCUGAAAAAAACAGAUCCAUCAGGAAACACCAAUAUACAUCCUCAGAAGAAGCAAGCCCUUUACACAAUAAUUAACAGCUUUAUCAUGACAGUCUUUGUCUACCUACCACCAGUGGCAAGUUUUUCACUUGCAAGCCUAAUUCCUAAUGCACUCAAAUGUGUCGCUGAACCUUCUGCAUUUUGCUUCUCCCUGACUGGAUGCUUUAUUAUGCCUAUUUUAUAUUUAGACAGUGUGGGCAAAUUAAACAGUUUAAAGGAAUUGUGGAGAAAAUAUAUUUAAACUGGAAGAGGUCCUUACAUAUCAACAAAGAAAACAAAUUAAACAAAUGAUGGGAUAGUGUAAUAACAUGAUGUAUAUGAUAUGUAUAUGGUGUCUGUGUGUGUUUGUGUAAUAUGAAUUCAGAUUUGCAUAGCUGCCUAGUGAUGUGUUUUACAUGCAUAUUUGUCUAUUUCAUGGUUAAAUAUACAUGUACAGACGUUUGCAUACCUUAAUUUGUACUGGCAGGCCUCCUAUGUGUUUAUUUGUUUCACAUUAACAAUUUCAAUAAAACUAGCAA